GUGUUGGAAACCAAUUUUAUACUGAUUGUGCCAUGUGUGAACUAUUAGUGUCCGUAAUUCACAUUCAAACGGUUUAAUCUACUCACCGACAAACCUACGAUGGUGCAACAUAAAGCAAACUAUAACGACAAAACAAAAUAUUUUAAAAAUACUUUAUUGUAAGCUACAUGACAUACUACCGAACACAACAUGCAUAUUUUGUUGCUCAUUUUGCAGAAUAUUUUAAUAUUAUCAUUGCACCAAACGUACGGUUUCAAACACAGUAAUGACGUGAACGACGAAACAUUCACUGAAUAUUACAAUUACGUAGACCUGACCGAUCGCCUUCAAAGUCUUUCCAAAACAUACGCACACAUUUGCAGCCUCUCGAGUAUCGGACAGUCUGUUGAAGGACGGGAACUUUGGGUGAUGAGGGUGACAACGAGUCCCAGUAUAGACGUGCCAGGGAAACCGAGGUUCAAGUAUGUAGGCAACAUUCACGGUGACGAGGCGUUAUCCAGGCAACUGUUAGUGUAUUUAAUUGAGUACCUGUUAAGUCAAUAUGAUCGCGAUGCGCGCGUGAGUGAGCUCGUGGACCGGACUGAUAUCUAUAUAAUGCCAAGUAUGAAUCCGGACGGGUUUGAGAAGGCUGAAGAGGGAGACUGUAGUGGCCGCGGUGAGGUCCGAUACAAUGCCAAACAUCACGACCUUAACAGAAGUUUCCCAGACCAGUAUGAGCCUUCCACUAGCAUCUUAAACGAUAUACCGGAGGUCAAGGCUGUGAUGAGCUGGAUACUUGAGAAAAAGUUUGUUCUGUCUGGUAGUCUUCACGGUGGUUCUGUGGUGGCCAGCUACCCUUUUGAUGACUCCAGCUCUCAUAAAACCUCAGGACUUUACAGCUCUACGGCAGACGAUGCUCUGUUUCGCUAUCUAGCGCAGACGUAUGCUGAAAACAAUCCCAUUAUGAGAAUGGGUGAACCACAUUGCCCUGAUGAUCCCAACAAACACUUUAAAGAUGGUAUCACCAAUGGUGCAGAGUGGUAUGAUGUCCAAGGUGGGAUGCAGGAUUACAACUACCUGAAAGGGAACUGUUUUGAAGUCACUUUUGAAUUGAGUUGCUGCAAGUAUCCUCCAGCGUCUCAGCUUUACAUCGAGUGGGUCAACAACAAAGAGGCACUUCUUCUUUACAUGCAGAAUGCUCAUAUUGGUGUGAGAGGUUUCGUAAUGACCAGGUCCGGCCUUGGUCUUCAAGAUGCGACCAUCUCGGUUUCGGGAAUCGAUCACAACAUCACAACCUGGACGUUUGGUGACUAUUACCGCUUGCUGCUGCCUGGAAUAUACGACUUGACUGCUAGUGCCCCUGGGUAUCUCCCAAAAACUGUGAAGGAAGUACCAGUGGUCGAAGGCAAACCGACGGUGCUAAACUUCACUCUUGAGGAGACUGAAGAGGCGAUGGUAAUGUCAGAGCCUGUGCUUUCUGAACAAACCACCGUAACCAAUGAGGUUUUCAUCACCACAGUACCUUCCACCCCGAAGUCUCAAAUCCAAUCCUUGGACUUCCGACAUCAUAGUUAUGAUGAAAUGGAGAUGUUCCUGCAGCUGUUCAGCGCUGUCUACUCAUCCAUCACAUACCUAUACUCUGCUGGAAAAUCAGUGCAGGGCAAGAAUCUAUACGUGAUGGAGAUAUCCACCAAUCCUGGAGUUAGUCAGCAAGGCAAACCCGAGGUCAUGUUUGUUGGUAACGUACUUGGAAAUGAGGUUAUCGGCCGUGAAAUUCUUCUGAACCUUAUUGAAUACAUUUGCCGCAAUUACGGCAAGGAUCCUUUAGUCACCGGUCUGGUCAACAGCACAAGAAUUCACAUCAUGCCUUCCAUGAACCCCGAUGGUUAUGAAUUGGCACUUAAAGCCCAAAAGGGACAUUUAAAGGUCUCCGUUCUUCGUAUCAUUGGACAUAGUAAUAGUCACCGUGUGGACCUGAACACAAACUUUCCUCAACGUACAAAAUCAAAACUUGUUAUUGAAGAGGAAACUCAAGCAGUGAUUAACUGGAUCAAGUCUCGCUACUUUGUGCUGUCUGCAAGUAUUCGUGGAGGGUUCAGGGGAGUAGAGUAUCCUCAUUCCAUUGACUCUAUUGAUGAAAAUUUGUUUAAAUAUGUUACAGAAGCCUUUUAUAUGCAAUCUCAGGCUUUACAGGAGCCCCAGGCCUGUGAUGUGCCGAGAACCAGAGAGAAAAAAGCCAACAGGCACCGUCGUCCGCCAGUGACUGGAACUGAUAUGCUGACUUGGGCUUAUAGUGACACAGAUAAUUUAGCUGUUAACAUUGGUCUGAGCUGUGAUUUGCGGCCACCAGAGGAGUCGCUCUCAGAAUACUGGGAGCAGAAUCACAAAGCCUUGCUACAGUUCAUACAGCAGGUUCAUUUGUUUGUGAGGGGUAUGGUGACUGAUGCUCAUACUGGCAAAGGCAUCUCUAAUGCCACAGUUGUGGUGGAAGGAUCCAGGCACCAGGUUCACACCAACAGUGCAGGACAGUACUGGAGACCCCUGGCUCCUGGUUCUUACCAUAUCAUAGCUUCUGCUCCAGGUUACAACACAAUGUCUGUAUCCGUCCGGGUGUUGGAGACUCGAGUGGAGCAGGUGGACUUUAAACUGGACAGGGACACAUCAGAGCCAUCCUUGGAGGAAGAACAACAGAAGGACUUUGAGAAACUGGUGGAGCGGCUUUUACCCGUUGGUGCGUUAGAUAAAUUUGUCCAUAGCCUUCUGCCAGCGCAGAUCCUGCAGUAUCGCAACUACAGAGAACGUGCCGAGUUCCUCCGAAGUCUUACGUUCAACUUCCCUCGCAUCGCUCGCCUGUACAGUUUGGGUCAGAGCGUUGAGUUCAGGACAAUCUGGGCCUUGGAGAUCUCUGGCAAUUUGGAGAUGCCUCAGUCUGCUGAGCCCAAGAUUCGUUAUGUGGCCGGUGUCCAUGGUAACGCGGCAGUCGGCCCAGAGCUGCUGCUCGAAUUUGCCUCUGUUCUCUGUCUCAAUUACGGCAGGAAUCCCACCAUUACCAAGUUAAUUGACAGAAGCAGGAUCCUGAUUCUCCCGUGUGUGAAUCCUGAUGGCCGAGAGGAGGCUCAGGAGGGUCAAUGCUCUUCCACUGAGGGCUACACCAAUGCACAAGGCACUGAUCUGGAUACCGACUACAUCUAUGUAGGCAACGUGUCCGUCCAGCCAGAGACUCGUGCGGUGAUGAAUCUGAUUAAAGGAAGUGGUUUCUCUCUCUCUGUAGUGCUGGAGGGGGGCUUUCUGAUGGCCACGUAUCCCUACGACAGACCCAACCAACAUCCUCAAAAUGAAGAGACGUUGAGAUAUUUGGCCUCCUUGUAUGCCAGCAUUCAUCCAUUCAUGCACAUGGGUAAUGUGGAAUGUGCAGAAGAACCAGCCAUAGAAAUCCCAGGAGGCGUCCUGAAGGGUGCAGAGUUUAACGCUCACACGGGCAGUUUGAAGGACUUCAGUUUGGAUGUGGAUAAUUGUCCUGAGAUCACAGUGUACACUGGCUGUUGUAUGUACCCACCUGAAUCUCAGCUCUUCUCGUUGUGGAUUGAAAACCGAACACCCCUUUUCCGCAUGCUGCUGGAGGCUCAUAGAAGGUUGAGUGGUGUUGUAAGGGACAGUAAAGGCCGACCCGUGUCAGAUGCUGUUGUUGUGGUGAAUGGAUCGGUAAGCAUCUAUGCGGACAGUCAGGGUUACUUCACGACUCUGCUGGCUCCAGGUACACACCAGCUACAGGUGCAGGCCCAUGGAUAUCAACAAGAGCUCCAGCAGGUGAAUAUAUCCUCUGACAGACUGACCAGUCCCAUUGUGAUUGACUUUACAGCAGAUAGGGUUCCCCUUGACCAGGGGGUGCUCAUAAUUGCAUCAGCAUCAUUGAUGAGCGUCUUGUUUUGCGCUCUCCUCGCCUGGCACCUCCGCUCUGCCAAGUUCAGCAGGAUACGGGACGGCUUUCACUGGUGUCACAGUAACAGAGAGAGUCUUCACAUGGAGGCCAUGGCUUCUGAAAAGUCACCGUUGCGACAGGAGUUUUUGGAGGACAGCGAGAGUGAGGACGACCCUUUCUUUGUGGAGUGAAUGUGUCAGUUUAGACUGAUGAAUAAGUGUUGUAACAUUAAGAAGGACUAGAGUGACAAGAAUUCAUUGGUACUCCAGUUUGUUUGUUUUUUCAUUGGGAAAUAAAUGGCUUUCAUUUUGCUUA
Molecule: messenger RNA, 4213 nt
Organism: Paramisgurnus dabryanus
Lineage: Eukaryota; Metazoa; Chordata; Actinopteri; Cypriniformes; Cobitidae
Gene: cpdb
Product: carboxypeptidase D, b
Biological process (GO): peptide metabolic process; protein processing
Molecular function (GO): metallocarboxypeptidase activity; zinc ion binding
Source: RefSeq, a predicted model, not a curated record